UGGGCUAAUAUAAUUCAUUUUAAACAAGGCUGGUUUUGCUUUGGACCCAGUGUAGCAGGUUGCAAUUCUCUUAAAAGAGCCUAGUUCUGUUUACCCAAUAAUGGCACAUUGUGUGAAAUAACUUUUCAUUUCUCUAGAGUUUAAAAUAAUUAAUAGGCUUUGAUUAUCUGAUUCUUCUACAUGUGAAUCACAGAAGCAACACCUAAGACUAUCAUGAGAACAAUGGGAGUAAAGGGCCUCACUCUUUAUCACUUGAAGUCACAUCUUCAGAAAUACCGCUUGGGAAAACAGUCAUGCAAGGAAUCAACAGAGAACUCUAAAGAUGUUGCAGCGUCUUGUGUUGCUGAAAGCCAGGACACUGGUUCAUCAACAACAUCAUCAACAAGAAUGGUGGCGCAAGACCUGAAUGAUGGUUUCCAGGUUACUGAGGCUUUGCGAGUACAGAUGGAAGUCCAACGAAGACUACAUGAGCAGUUGGAGGUUCAGCGUCGUCUCCAGCUUCGAAUUGAAGCACAGGGCAAAUACCUACAGACAAUACUUGAGAAAGCUUGUAAAGCUCUGAAUGAUCAGGCUGUUGUAUCUGUUGGGUUGGAAGCAGCGAGGGAAGAGCUCUCUGAACUAGCUAUCAAGGUUUCCAAUGAUUGUCAAGGGAUGGUUCCAUUGGAUACCAUAAAAAUGCCUUCCAUAUCUGAACUUGCUGCAGCUUUGGAGAACAAAAGUGCUUCGACUAUACCAGCUCGAAUUGGUGACUGCUCUGUCGAAAGCUGCUUGACUUCAAGUGGAAGCCCAUUAUCUCCAAUGGGUUUGACCUCGCAGGCUGCUGCUAUGAAGAAGAGAUCAAGACCUUUGUUUGGUAAUGGAGAUUCAUUGCCAUUGGAAGCCAACUUGAGGCAAGAAUGGAUGAUGCCUAGUAUUGGAUGACUAUCAGAAAAAAAAAAAAUCCAUUUCUGCCCUAGAAAUGGAACCCUUUUUUGGUGUUUCCUUUUUGUUCUUUUUAUCUUCUAGUUAAUCUAAAAUGUCUCAUCCUUUUAUCAACUGUCUGUAUAUUCCUGAAGCAGAUCUCUUUGAAUGUGGGGUUACCUUUAUUUUAUGACAUGGAAUUGCCUCAUUCAAAAUUAAUCUAGUUUGCCUUUUGGGGUUGGUGGAAUGAUUCAUUUGGCAACUUCAACU
Molecule: messenger RNA, 1170 nt
Organism: Pistacia vera
Lineage: Eukaryota; Viridiplantae; Streptophyta; Magnoliopsida; Sapindales; Anacardiaceae
Product: protein PHR1-LIKE 3-like
Exons: 5
Coding region: 214-921 (235 amino acids)
Molecular function (GO): DNA-binding transcription factor activity
Source: RefSeq, a predicted model, not a curated record